Molecule: messenger RNA, 3492 nt
Organism: Pomacea canaliculata
Lineage: Eukaryota; Metazoa; Mollusca; Gastropoda; Architaenioglossa; Ampullariidae
Product: origin recognition complex subunit 2-like
Exons: 13
Coding region: 1-1575 (524 amino acids)
Biological process (GO): DNA replication
Cellular component (GO): nuclear origin of replication recognition complex; nucleus
Molecular function (GO): DNA replication origin binding
Source: RefSeq, a predicted model, not a curated record
AUGAAGAAACUGCGACAAGCAGAGAAAAACAAAUUGAGCUACAGCACAGGAGUGAAAAAAGGCAGAGGUAGAAAAAAAUGGUAUGUGGACGAAGACCUUGAGGUUGUGGAAGAUAGCAGCAGUGAUGUCGAAAUUCCUGUUCUAUCAUCAGCUAUAAGUGUUGAUGAUGAAAAUGUGACUGGACAAGAUGUGUUUUCCUUCCGAACAUCAAAGAAAUCAGGACAAAUGGUGCUCAAAGCUUCUGAAAGUGGUACUUCCAUAUGUGAAUCAACUAUCGACACUUGUGGAGCAAGGAAAUUAAAUAAAGCUUCCUCCAAAAUGGUAAAGAAAGAAUCAUUAUCAUUAAGAAGAGAAUCAAAGACAGCAAAAAGACAUUGCAAGCCCCAGACAACAACUCCUUACAGGUUGAGAAAGCGACAUACUGUAGAUGAAUCAUCUGAUGAAGACAGUGUAGGUGAGACAAGUGAAGAAAGUGCAGGGGAAACAAGUGAGGAGGAGAGUUCCUCAGCAAAUGAACAAAAGGACACACAAUCAGGCAGAAAAAAGAAUGACUUGACCACAAAUGCAGAAGAAUACUUUGACAUUCAUGCAGCAGGGGUAGUGACAUCUGAUCGUACCUUGUCUCGGCUGAAUCUGCCACAGAUGGAUAUUCAGGAAUUAAGAGGGAUGCUGCAACAGGUAUCAGAACCUCAUGCAAAGCAGCAAAAAAGACUCUGGGACAAACACUGUGUUCUUUUCCGUCGCUGGAUGUUCAACAUGUGCAAUGGCUUCAACAUCUUGCUGUUUGGCCUGGGGUCAAAACACAGUCUGCUGGAACACUUCAGGAAAGAGUAUCUUUGUGACUUUUCUCAUCUGGUUGUCAAUGGUUACUUCCCCAGCUUAACAGUGAAGCAGAUCUUGAAUGGCAUCACUGAGGAUGUUCUAGAGAAAUCAGGCAGCUUUCGCUCUCCUCUAGACCAGGUGGAGUUCAUAAAAACACAGUUUGAAACUGAAGAUCAGCAUGAUUUCUAUUUGGUGAUCCACAACAUUGAUGGUGCAAUGCUGCGCAGUGAGAAGACACAAAACAUCCUUAGUCUGUUGGCCCAGGUUCGUGGCAUUCAUCUUAUUGCAUCUGUGGACCACAUCAAUGCUCCACUCAUCUGGGAUCAAAUAAAAUGCAGUCGCUUCCGGUGGCUAUGGCAGGAUGUAACAACAUACUCUCAGUAUCUGUCCGAGACAUCCUAUGAGAAUUCUCUGCUUGCACAGCAGUCGGGAGCCUUGGCUCUGCGAUCUCUCACUCAUGUCAUGCAAAGCUUGACACCCAAUGCUCGCAAGAUCUUUCAGCUGCUGGCAAGAUAUCACUUGGAGAAUGCCAGUGAUGCUGCAUACUUAGGAAUGUCAUUUCAAGAUUUGUACCUCCGGUGCCGAGAGUCAUUCCUGGUCAACAGUGAUCAAACCCUCAGGGCACAGUUGGUGGAGUUCAGGGACCACAAACUCAUUCGUGCAAAAAAGAAUUACGAUGGAGUAGAGUAUUUAAUCAUCCCUCUUGAGACAUCAGCCCUACGAGAGUUUCUGGAACAGGAAGAUGGUAGCUGAGUAGGAAGAAUGUUUGGGUGUUAGUCAUGACAGGGAUCUGAACUCUUCCUUAAGCUGCAAAUCAAGAAGUCUUUCAUAAAUUAGUAGGAUCCAAGUGUUGGUAACACUGAGCUCAGUUAAGACACAGAGCAAAGAAUGUUGUAAGAGAACUUUUGCAUUCAUGCUUGACAGUACUCUUCAGAGAUGUUCUUUCAGAAUCAAAAUGCAAACUUGAAGUGUGAAGGCGUGUUGGUAGUGAGACUUGAACACUUGUACUGCCAUGAUGGUGAAUUUCUAUUGCAUUUCUAUUCUCCCUCAUGACCUGUUGUAAGAAAUGGAUCAGUCCUUUUCGGUUUUGUGGGUAUUGGGCUUACUAUGUAAAGAUGUUUCAUGAGGUUUAGCUAGACAAGCGAGUGCUUGUUACAUUGGCACAACCUGCUCAUUGGAUGCUUACCUGUGACCCUUUUUGUAAGUGAUCAAGAUCCAAGGUUUGAUUUUGUGGUAAUGUCUCUAAAUUCCUUUUACAUGGCAUCCACUUUGUUACUUUCAUACCAUAAUUUCUGCUUAUAUGCAUCAUUGUGCAUGACAGGUAUUUUAGGUAACUUUGCAUGACCUGUGCACUGAGUACAUGCAUGGAUAAAUUAAUUAUUUUUUGUUUCAGUCCAGAAAUUUGUUAGACAUUAGCAGUAAAGAGCAGCAAAGUGUGGAAACACUUUUAUUUUCUUGAUUAGAGUCCAACAACAGCAGCUUUUGAAGAACUUCUCUGCUGCUGUCCUGUUUAAAAUUCGUUAUCAGCCACACAUUCGCAGGCAACAGGGAUGUUAAUCUGCAGACAGAAGAAAUUUGCAAUUACAAGUAGUCACCAUUUUGAAGGUCUUGGGACAAAUACAUGUGAACAAUAAACAGAAAGGUCUUGGAACAAAUGAGUAUGAACUAAAAGAACCAUGAAGGCCUUAAUCAUGCAGUUGUAGAAUGUUUGAUCAAGUCCUGUGUGAAGGUCCCAGGAAACCAGUGGUUAUUAGGGUUCACGUUCGAGAUGCUGGAACUUUAGUCAGUAUACCGAGAUGAAGGUUAAUAAAACAUACUGCCGUGGGUGGAGUUGUAAGAAUUCCCUCCUCCUUGUAAUUUUUAGUUUAUAUCAUACCCUGAAAUCUCUAAUCUAGGACAAAGUGUUGAGCAUCCCAAGGUCUAAUUAUGACAGGAAACCAACAUUAGUUUGGAUGGGGGCUGGAGUGGAUGGUGGUGGUGGUGGAGGAGUGGUCGGCAUUACAAUAGGCACAAGCGUUGUCCUCAAGGUUGUGGUAGUAUAAUUAGGGUUUUGAUCAGAAGUUUAGCAGCUGAUGAAUCAUUUGCUUAGAUUUUGGGAAAUAAACUUGAUCACUUAAAAAUAAUUUUUUAGUUUGGUUUCAUUCCAAAAAUUUUGUAUAGGCUAAUCCAAAGUACUGUCUUCUAUGAAAUCAUGAGUUGUAAAUGAUGUUGGUAAAUGAGUUGGAUGUUCAAAUCACAUGUUACGAGCAAAAUUGAAAAUUUUGAUGCAAAUCAUGAUCAAUUGUUAAUGCCACUCAUCUUGCUCCAAUGAAUGAUGAUAUUUGUUGUUACUCAGAAUAGUAAAUACGAAGAAUAAACUGAACAUUUGCUUGAUCUAAAUUUUUUUUUUUAUUUUUUUUUUUUAACUGGCUGCAGAAUAUUGGGUGGCAAUUGAAGGAACAGAUUUUUGCUGACAAAAGUACAAUCUCUGUUGUUGAGGCUUUUUUUCCUGUCCAAAAUUUGUGGGACCCUCCUAUACAAUUGACCUGCAUAAGCUAAUAGUCCCUGCAUAUGGUUACCGAAAAAGUUCGGCCUGUUAUCUAGUCAGGCAACCUCCACCUACCUGCCGGAUUUUCGAGCUAAACGAGCGCUUAUUGAAUCAAAAAGCGUGUUUUAAGGCUAGUCUAUAUU